Rhinocladiella mackenziei CBS 650.93 is the source of this 546-nucleotide messenger RNA. RefSeq lists its product as uncharacterized. The transcript is spliced from 2 exons. Gene Ontology annotation, molecular function: protein binding. Lineage: Eukaryota; Fungi; Ascomycota; Eurotiomycetes; Chaetothyriales; Herpotrichiellaceae. Bases 1 to 546 code for a protein of 181 amino acids. Gene Ontology annotation, cellular component: nucleus; cytoplasm. The record is from RefSeq and is a predicted model, not a curated record.
AUGGUCUGCCUGUUGCUCGAAAGAGGAGCGAGCCCUAAUAUUUCGAGACAACUGCUAAUUGAAAAUGGCGUUGAUGUCAAUGUAGAGGAUUCCUAUGGACAAACUCCUUUGCAUUGGGCUGCUAGGCACAAUUCCACAACGACAAUGCACAUACUGGCUGAGAGGAAAGCCAAUCUCAACGUGGCUGAUCACCGGGGAAAGACAAUAUUGAUGGGGGCAAUCGAGAGCUUGUCAGGAGAGACGGUGCAGUUGCUGCUGCGGCUUGGAGUUGAUGUAAAUGCAGAAGCUCGACAUAAUGUCACUGUCCUGCAUUGGCUGUCUCUUUUGGGAUACGAAUCAGCAGUCCAGAAAUGGCUCGAAAGCGGUGCUAAUAUCCACGCAGAAACUCAACGGUGUGAAGCCGACGAGGACGAGAUCGACAUCGAGGACGAAGAGGGCUCUGUGGCCUUCGACGAAUUGGAUGGAUUUUACGCAGCGAGUUCCGUGAACAAGAUGCUUGCAUUGACAUUGGGAGUGAUGUUGAGGAUGGUGCUCGACGCCGCUUGA